UGUAAUGUUUUGGGAGUGGAACCAAAAGGUACACAGGAUGUUGUCUAAAAUGUCAGGUCAUGUAAUUUCGCGGUUGCGAUGAACAAACAAAUUGACGUUCGAACAGAAGAAAUGGCCGCGAAAGUUCUGUUUAACUCAGGCCCUACAUGUAUUAAGCUAGAGGGGAAUGUCAACAAAAACCGAUCCAAAUUCCGUCAUUUUGCCCGCCAGGUGUCUGGGGAGGUGUUUGAUGUUCCUGAAAAGAACCAGGUUAUCUUUUCAUACACAAAACAGCACAUGAAAACUUUCCAGACUGGACAGAUGUCUUUCUCCCUUGCUGACCUUUCGAUGGAGAGUCCAGAAGCAAUGUUUGACUCUGAGUAUUAUCCCCAGAUCUCAUUCCUAUUUGUCCAUAGAGAUUUUCAAUGCCAGGGUUUUGGAACACUCUUGUUAAACGAAGGGUUGAAAAUUGUAAAAAAUCAUUGUAAAAGUAGGCCUGUAAGACUGCAAAGUGCACAAGAUGCAGUAACAUUUUUCCAGAAAUGUGGGUUCCAGAUAGUUGGAGAGCCAAUUGAUGUGAUGCAUUGUGGAUCAAGGUUGUUUAAAACAUUGGUCAAUAUGCAGUUAGACAUGCAGUGAAAAUGUCUCAUUUAUAUCAUAUGGAUAUUCAAGGUUUUUAUUAUUUGUGUAAAUAUGAGUGUAAUGUAUAAAUUUCCAUCAGUUGUGUUCAAUUGUAAAUAUUGGUGCUUAUUGUUUAAACCCUUUGUUUUGUUGUUUUAAAAUCUUUUAACUAAAACUAUAACACAAAAAUAUAUGUAUUAAUUCUAAGAAUAGAAAGCAUAAAUUGCUACUAAUAAUAAUUGCUGAUUGCUUGACAUUAAUGGUCUACUGAAAGAAAUAUACAAAGUAUGCAAGUUCGUAAAUAUAUACAAUAUUAAAAAUUAUGAUUGCUUUGGAACAUGGUUUAACAACAUAUGAAAGUAAUUUCUCAUUUGUUAAAAUUGUAAUAUAAAAUGUUAUUCAUUUCCGAAUACCAUUUUUGUUUGAAUUUUUUUUGAAAAUAUUAUGUUCAUACAAUUUUUUGUUGUUGAGCAUAUUUUUUUUUCAAUCAUAAAUACUAGUUACAUAACUAGUAAACUCUAAGAAUGAUAGGUUGUACAUUAUGAAGAUUUGUUUUUUUAAAUAUUAAAGUUUUUUUUCUUGAUUUUAUGUUUUAAUGACACGGAUGUCAGGUUAGUGCAAUUUUUAGCACACUCACUCUCAAUGCUUCAUGGGAUGGAUUCUCAAUCAGGGCAUAUCAAUUUGGUUUGUGGUAACCUCAUAGGUGUCUCUCAGCUUCAGGGGGCUUUAAUGGGCCAUAUGAUUGAUACAUAUUCUAAGUAUGAACUUAUAUUUGUUCAGAAAUCAACCAGGGCAUGUGAAUUUAGUGUGGUAACGUAACAGCUGUCUCUCAGCUUCAGGGGGCUUCUAUGGGCCAUAUGAUUUAUACAUAUUCUAAGUGUAAACUUAUAUUUGUUCAGAAAUGUUCUGAGAGGUGAUUAAAAUAUUGUGUUGUGAUAUAAAUUUUGUACAAAUAAACA
Mya arenaria is the source of this 1559-nucleotide messenger RNA. RefSeq lists its product as uncharacterized. Bases 79 to 618 code for a protein of 179 amino acids. Gene Ontology annotation, molecular function: acyltransferase activity, transferring groups other than amino-acyl groups. The transcript is spliced from 2 exons. The record is from RefSeq and is a predicted model, not a curated record. NCBI's taxonomy places the organism in Eukaryota, Metazoa, Mollusca, Bivalvia, Myida, Myidae.